CCCUCAGCACCACACGUGCACGCCAAACACGCACACUCGAGUCUUGUAGCGGAUUGCAUGCCUGCUGGACAGGGAUGGCAAGGAGGAAGGAAAAGACAGACACGCACAAGUCAGCCACCCACCGCAAAAAGCAGCUAGAGCGCCAGGAUGCGGCGCAAAGCAAAAAGAUCGACAUCACAUACACACCGAUUUACACAUCACGAGGCGCCAUCGACUAAGGGGAGAGGACGACGUGACGAAUUGACAUUGGCAUGAGAUUGUGACAUAUGCGACGCGUACAACCAUAUCAUCCUAUAUAUCGACCGACCAGCAGUCAUCCCAUCACCGCCUGUGCGUGACAUACUUCCUGCUGUCGUCCAGGUCCUCCCCCUCGACAUACAUCCACCUGGCAUUAGACCGCCGCCGCUUCGCCCGCUCCGCCUCGACCAGCAUGGCGUAUGAGUCGCCCUCCGUGCUGGGUGGCCAGUCGUUGAGGGGCGCCCGCUCACACAUGACCCCGCUGUAGCAAUCCAGGAAGCUCGUGCCACAGCCUCUCGCUUCUACCACAUGCGACCACAACUUGCACUGAAUGUCGCAAGCCAAACAACAGAGGGAGGGGACAAUGACGGCAUUGUGUGUGGGCUUCGUGUGUGGACAGUAGGGCGGCGUGUGUCGGUCAGCUCACCUCGGUGCUGAUGAAUGUGUCGACUGAAGGUGCCCUGCGUCCCUCGACACUGAAGGCCUGGCACCGCUCCCUGCCGCCCUCCCCGUCCAUGUCGCUGCACAGCCGCUGACACUGCAGGUAGGCCGGGCUCAGGUCAUGGAUCUCAGCCGCUGAUAACGUUAUCGAAUCCUCGCCAAUCAAUACACCUUCACGAUCACACAGAGAGAGACACAUGGAGAGAAGGGAUGGCGGUUGGGAGCCUCACCUUCGUAUGUGACGGACACCUUGUGGUUGACCUUGGCCUCUUCCGCGAAGCGUCCCCCUUUGCCCCAUCGCUUGCACUCUGCUUCGGUGGCGUUGGCGGCCGAAGGGCUCAGACACUUGCAGUAACGCGUCAGCUCUUCGCCAGCAGCCUCUGCCACACAACACAACACAACACAAUACACAGCCCGCAUGUCGCUGCGCACCACAUGCUGCUUGCUGCCAUGCUUGCAGCUUACGGGAGCGUCUUGUGCAAAGUGACGGCUUGCCGCCCACCACCGCCCCACUGUCGUCGGCCACUGUGAUCUUCUCCAAGUCGGGCGCCUCCCCCUUCAGACGACAGCCUUGUCCGGGUGCGUAGGCGAAGGACAGGCACUUGGUUGUGGAGUCGCAGAAGGACGCGCACUGGGCUACGUUGGUGAUCUUGGAGAGGAUCUCGAUAUCCACGUGCUCUGCGGGCAGGUCGGCGGCAGUGGUGUUGACGCCGUACGUCCAGCAACCAGCUGAUGGAGGGAGGCCACACACAACACAACACAACACAACACAACACAUGAGCCGCUUCGCUCGUGUGGGUUUGCUUGGUGUGUGGCGUGGAGUAAAGUGGGGUGAGGAGGUGUGCUCACCUCCCUUGAUGCAGUUGACCGAGUUCACGCCUCCAUGCACCACUUUGGAGUUCAUGACGACGUCCUUGGUGGCGAUGAUGGGGUCGCCCUUGGCCGUGCCCUUGAGCGUACAGUUUCUGGGGUCCUCGGUGAAGGUCCACCGCAGACACUGUGGGUCGGCUCGGCAGGCGAACAUGCAGUCACGUGGACUGGCCGCCGCGGUGGCCUCGUCUGUGGCGGGUCGCGUGUUGCCCUUGAAGUCUAUCAUGCCCCAAGUCCAGCAGUCCUCUGAUUGCGCCAGGUCCGUGUCGAUCUGGAUGGCGGGGUCCUCCUUCGGCAGAGGGGUGUCGUCAUCGUCAUCCUCGUCUUCGUCCUCGUACACGAUGCUCUGACCAGAACAGGCAGCGGGUGUACGGCUGUGUGUAUGUCUGUGCAUGAGGUUUGGUACUGUACCUUUGGUAGCUCGUAUUUCUUGGGGUCGUAUACGUACGUGGUGUUGAGAGGAAUGUCCAGGUCAUCGUAGUUCUCCUCCUCCUGUCACCACACAACAUCCACCCACACACACGGCAAGACCAGUCAGCUCGGCAGUGUGGCUCAGCUCUCUUCUCCAGGCUGAGGCCUCCUACCUUGUCAUAGUCGUAGUCUGCUGGCCGCUCCCUGCCGCCCUGCAUCGGCCUCACCUUCUUCGGCUGCUGUGCAGUGGUGCCAUUCUUGGCCUUCUCGUCAGUCUCCUUGUAGUCGGCCUCGUAGCCGUCCUUCUUCUUGCUGCCCUCAGUCUCAGCCUGGCUGCCCAAGAGGGGCUCGUCGUGCUCGACGUCGGCCUUCUCUUUGUCCCCUAUGGCCUGCAGCUUGGCGUUGACAGCUUUCUGACGCAGCACGCGACCCUCGGGAGAUUCGACAUCGGCGUUCCGCAGGAGGCCGUCAGCAGCCAAGGCGGGGGAAAGGAGCAGAGGGGACAGGGUGACCAGGCACUCGAGGACUCUCAUCGGCUUCAUCGCC
This is a messenger RNA of Vitrella brassicaformis, 2505 nucleotides long. The record is from the annotation of a GenBank genome assembly. Lineage: Eukaryota; Vitrellaceae.